AUGGCUGCCAUUCGGGUCUAUUACACCAGCGUGACGGGCUCCAGGGAGGUAAAGCAGAGGCAGUCUGAGGUCCUUCGAAUUCUGGAUGGAAAUCACAUGAAGUACCAGUUAGUGGAUGUCUCUGUCAGUGAAAGUUUGCUGCAAGAGAUGAGGGACAAAGCUGGCAAGGCUGAUGCAAUCCCACCCCAGAUAUUUAAUGGAGAGGAGUAUUGUGGGGACUUUGAGAUGCUGUAUGAAGCAACUGAAAAUGAAGAAGUUAAGAAAUUCCUUAAGGUAGCAGCUGUAGACAGAAUGGCCAAAAAUCAGGCAACUGUUUGA
Python bivittatus (Burmese python) is the source of this 318-nucleotide messenger RNA. The record is from RefSeq and is a predicted model, not a curated record. Lineage: Eukaryota; Metazoa; Chordata; Lepidosauria; Squamata; Pythonidae.